Molecule: messenger RNA, 3647 nt
Organism: Arvicola amphibius (Eurasian water vole)
Lineage: Eukaryota; Metazoa; Chordata; Mammalia; Rodentia; Cricetidae
Gene: Intu
Product: inturned planar cell polarity protein
Exons: 16
Coding region: 78-2897 (939 amino acids)
Biological process (GO): cilium assembly; vesicle-mediated transport; establishment of planar polarity
Cellular component (GO): cytoplasm; cilium
Molecular function (GO): protein binding
Source: RefSeq, a predicted model, not a curated record
UGGCGGCGCGGCUGGAGGUGCGGCUGGCUGGCGCUGGGGUCUGAGUGUUUCCACCUGGAGCUCUCGCGAUUUUGACCAUGUCGGACCCCGCGUGGCGAGACUCGCGUGGGCGCCAGGCCGAGCUCCCCGGAGACCUGUCCUCACAGGAGGAGGAAGAGGAGGAGGGCGAUUCCGAAGCCGGGGCCAGCGACUUGGACUCCCGCUCCUCAGCCAGCAGCGACACUGAUCUGGAGCCCGAGUGGCUGGACAGUGUGCAGAGGAAUGGCGAGCUGUUUUACCUGGAACUGAGUGAGGACGAGGAGGAGAGCCUCCUUCCGGAGACACAGACCGUGAACCAUGUCAGGUUCAGUGAGAAGGAGGUCAUCAUUGAAGAGGAUGACUCCAGAGAAAGAAAGAAGCAUGAACCCAAGCUCAAGCGCUUCACCAAGAUCCUGAAGAGCAAAAGACUUUUACCUAAGCGCUACCACAAAAAGAACAGCAAUGACAACGGGCCAGUGUCCAUUCUGAAGCAUCAGUCCAACCAGAAGACCGGGGUCACUGUGCAACAGCGGUACAAGGAUGUGACUGUCUAUAUCAACCCCAGAAAGCUAACCGUCAUCAAACCCAGGGAGCAGCUCAAACUCCUGGAAGUGCUGGUGGGAAUUGUCCAUCAGAGCAAGUGGAGCUGGAGAAGGAGCGGGAAGCCGGCUGAUGGAGAGAGGCUUGUGGUGCACGGCCUGUUGCCAGGAGGCUCUGCCAUGAAGAGUGGUCAAGUCCUGGUUGGCGAUGUCCUUGUUGCCGUGAAUGAUGUAGAUGUGACUUCUGAAAACAUAGAGAGAGUUCUGUCUUGCAUCCCUGGACCAAUGCAGGUGAAGCUGACAUUUGAAAAUGCCUAUGCAGUGAAAAAGGAAACAACCCAACCAAAAAAGAAAAAGCCACAGUCGAGCACGAACGAUUUGGUGAAACUUCUGUGCGGGUCGGAGGCCGACGGCACCCAGCCCAGCACUCUGGUGGCCCUCCACAUCACUAUGUACCUCUCGCUGCAGCUCCAGUCAGACGUCUCCAAGGAGGAGCAGGAGAUUCUGUACCAUUACCCAGUGUCUGAAGCCUCUCAGAAACUCAAGAGUGUGAGGGGGAUUUUUCUCACCCUCUGUGACAUGCUGGAAAGUGUGACUGGGACGCCAGUUACUAGCUCAUCCCUCCAUUUAAAUGGGAAACAAAUUCACGUUGCUUUCUUGAAGGAGUCUGACAAGUUGUUGUUAAUUGGCCUGCCUGCUGAAGAAGUUCCUCUUCCCCAGCUAAGGAACAUGAUAGAAGAUGUCGCCCAAACCCUGAAGUUCAUGUAUGGUUCUUUAGACAGUGCCUUUUGCCAGGUUGAGAACACUCCUCGCUUGGAUCAUUUCUUCAGCUUGUUCUUUCAACGAGCUCUUCAACCUGACAAGUUGCAUCUCAGCGCCAGCCCCAGUGCUCAACAGUACGAUGCAGCCAGUGCUGUGCUUUUGGACAGCCUCCCUGGAGUGCGUUGGCUCACACUUCCACAGGAGCUCAAGGUGGAACUGGACACAGUGCUGAGUGACCUUGAGGCCGCCGACUUUGAAGAACUGUCCGAGGAUUACUGCGACAUGAGACGGCUGUACACAAUUUUGGGAUCUUCUCUGUUUUACAAGGGUUAUUUGGUGUGCAGCCAUCUACCCAAGGAUGAUGUCGUUGAGAUUGCUGCGUACUGUCGCCAGUACUACCUGCUGCCUUUAGCGGCAAAGCAAAGAAUUGGCCAGCUGAUAGUAUGGAGAGAAGUCUUCCCACGGCACCACCUCCAGCCUCCUUCAGACUCAGACACCGAGGUCUUCCAGGAGCCUGAAGGGAGAUACUUUUUACUAAUUGUUGGACUGCGUCAUUAUGUGUUGUGUGUGCUGUUAGAAGCUGGAGGCUGUGCAUCUAAAGCUGUUGGGAAUCCUGGUCCAGACUGUAUCUAUGUAGAUCAGGUCAGAACAACUCUUCAUCAGCUGCAAGAAGUAGACUCCCGCAUCGAGGAACGGCUAGCCUCAUCACUGGGGCCCUGCCUGUCUUGUGCUGACUGGUUCCUUGCUGCACCACGUGAAAGGGCUGAUAGUUUGACCACUUCCCCUAUCCUCAGUAGACUACAGGGGUCUGCCAAAACAGCGACCUCUCCAACAUGCAGAAGAAGCUUUUUCAGUGACUAUUCCUUCAAGGCACGGAAGCCCAGUCCCUCCCGGAGCAGUGGUGGAUGUGAGCCUGGUGAAGGUGGAGAAGGUGUUGGUCUGAGCCCACACACUACCCCAGAUGCAGUACGGAAGCAAAGAGAAGCCGAUGGUUCGGAGGACAGCAUGGCAUUGCUUAAGCUCGCUAGGAAGAAGUCGGCACUUCCAAAUCCAUUUCAUUUGGGAAAUUCAAAAAAAGAACUUUCAGAAAAAGACGUGGAAGUCUAUAACACGAUGAAAUUGACCUCCGGUCCGGAGAAUACACUCUUCCACUAUGUCGCCUUAGAAACAGUGCAGGGCAUCUUCAUCACCCCCACCCAUGAAGAGGUGGCUCAGCUAGGCGGCUCCGUCCACGCUCAGCUAAUUAAGAAUUUCCAUCAGUGUUGUCUCGCUAUUCGUGCAGUUUUCCAACAGACAUUGAAGGAAGAGAGAAGGAGAGCGCUGCGUGGUGGAGAUUGUCUGGAGCCUGCAGACUCAGUGUCGUCUCUGACCCCCGUGAAAGAGCAUGGUGUGCUCUUUGAAUGCUCGCCUGAGAACUGGACCGACGAGAAGAAAAGCCCGCCAGUUAUGGCUUACUGGGUGGUGGGGAGGCUCUUCCUUCACCCCAAACCUCAGGAACUGUAUGUGUGUUUUCAUGACUCGGUCACAGAAAUUGCCAUUGAAAUGGCAUUUAAAUUGUUCUUUGGAUUAACAUUGUAGUUUUGUUUGUAGAAUACAAAGCAACAUACAAAUGGACCAUGCGACAGUGCCAGGAUGGCCGAAAUUUUCAUAUAAAGAUAAGGCUCAGCUCUGUCACUUUUCAGUAUUGAACUUCUCUUGUUAAAUGUUGAGAGGCAGUGCUGUUGGGUUGGUGUGUCAGACGUCCGAGCAGGUCAAACUAUGGAGAAAAGAUUGCUAAUUUAUUGCCAUUUUGGUAUACCAUGCUAACUUAUUGAAUAGUUUUAAAUAAUGUGAAUUCUUUAAUAAAAAAUUAAUAUAGAUAUUUAUUUGGGGAUCAUAUUCAACUCAUUUUUUAAAUUGAAACCCAAUGCUGACUUACACCUGGUGAAGGGAUCAUGGAACAGAAGAGAUGGCGAGCUCUGUGCUGUGAGGAGCCUCCACCUGUCGGGCUCAGAGAGUCUGUGUACUAAUAACAUUAUUACUGCACUGGGAGUUUUUAAAGUCCCUGUUAAGAAAAAUGUUUUCAUGGUGUGUAUUAGUCAGUAUCUAAAUUUGCAAUAUUUGUGUUCUGGUUUCUUAGCAAAUCAAAAGCCUUCUCAUUCGUCUUAAGUAUUUUAGUAGAUCCCUUACUGCAGAGGAAGAGGGGAAGGAUGGAAGUUAAGGUUAAUUUAUAUUUAUUCAAUUCUCUUUAUUCUUUGUGAUGAGCUUUAUUUUGGAUUAGGAGACUUAUUUUUAAAUUUUUAAUCAUCCAUAAGUUUUUUUUUUCUUCUAUUGAAGUACAUUCUGGUA